AUGUUCAACGACCUGGGUCUGGCCACUGCUGAUGAUGCAAUCAGCCUGCUUGAGCAUCACAUCGAACACCUGGUUCGUGGCUUUGCUGACGGACAUGAAGUCAUCAAGAUCUCGAUGAAGCAGGACCGAAGCAAUGCAGCCAGCCUCGCCAAGAUGGAACAGAAGUUGAGGGAACUGGGCAAUCAUGGGGCUGCGAACCGUUUGGUCAGCCAUUCAAGAGAUGCAUCGAACCAUUCAUUGAACCAGGUCCUGCCCAUGCGACGGCACAUCGAAGACAUUGCGAAGCUUCUCAAUGAGAUGGUGGAUCCGGAGAUUCAGACAGACGCCAUAAGCCUUAGGGCGGUCAUGGAGGAUAUCCGCCGUCAGUCAGACGCUGCACGCGGACGUGCUACAGCCGGAAAGCAGAAACUUGAAGCAUUUGCUGGUCAGCUCCUGGAAAUACAAGCUGAAUACCAGGGAAUAGGGCAGAAGGCAGAAGAGCAAAUUCAGGUCAAGGCAGAGAAUGCUGAAGAACAUCACAGGAUCGCUCAAAGAAAGCAAGCCCAACGCAAUGUCAGCGGGUUUUUGUCAGCGUUCGCCAGCGUAGCACUUGGAACUGCAAAGGCUGGGAUGGAGGAUACGCUUUGUGCUGGUGGUGUCAAGUUGGCUUUGGGCUCAUAUCUGACCAGCAUGAGCGCAUGGUUCAGCACGACAGCACUCGGCCUUUGUGGGAUUUGCUGCGUGAUUUCCAUCAAGUUAGGUUUGGCUGCCAGAGACGCUUACUCCAAGUAUGAAAUGGCCUUGCAAUCACAAAAGGCAGCUGAAAGAGAGGUCGAACAAAGUAAGGGCCUGGUGGAGAAAUCCGAAGAAAGCCAGGCCUCUGCGCAUGAAAUGGUGGCCACAGCCAUGGCGCAUGAGAGUCUGUGGAGCGGUGUGUCCGCUGCUGCCGAGUUGGUUGCUCACAGCUUUUCUGAGCUACGUCAGAUAGAUCCCACCGGUCUUCGCCGCAAGAAGUUCAAUGAGAAGAUGAAAACAUCUUCUGCGGAGCUGUUGAACUUUGUCCAGGCGAUUGACGAAUACCUCUUCUUCCUGCACAAGCAGGACUUCUUCCCUCCCACUUUCCAUCUUCAGCGGGCUUUGGGCCAAGAGAAAUUUCGGAAGAUGGAGGAGGAUUGGCGAGCCGCUGCAGCUCAAGUGGCACAGACGACUGAGCAGUCGGAGCUGGAGCCAGGGCAUGACCGCCAGGAUGAGAUGCUUUGUUGUUAG
Messenger RNA from Cladocopium goreaui, 1245 nucleotides. NCBI's taxonomy places the organism in Eukaryota, Dinophyceae, Suessiales, Symbiodiniaceae. The record is from the annotation of a GenBank genome assembly.